AUGCUGGACCCUUCAUCCAGCGAAGAGGAAUCGGACGAGGUCUUGGAGGAGGAGAGCGGCAAGGAUGUGCUCGGCUCGGCCGCGUCCGGCGCGCGCCUGUCUCCCAGCCGCACCAGCGAAGGCUCGGGCGGCGGCGCCGGGCUGGGGGGCGGCGGCGGGGCCGGGGCGGGCGGCGGCGGCGGCGGGGGCAGCGGCGCGAGCAGCGGCGGCGGGGCCGGGGGGCUGCAGCCCAGCAGCCGCGCCGCUGGCGGCCGGCCCUCCAGCCCCAGCCCGUCGGUCGCGAGCGAGAAGGAGGAGUUGGAACGGCUGCAGAAGGAGGAGGAGGAGAGGAAGAAGAGGCUGCAGCUCUACGUGUUCGUGAUGCGCUGCGUCGCCUACCCCUUCAACGCCAAGCAGCCCACCGACAUGGCUCGCCGGCAGCAGAAGAUCAGCAAACAGCAGCUGCAGACAGUCAAGGACCGGUUUCAGGCUUUUCUCAAUGGGGAAACCCAAAUCGUGGCUGAUGAAGCCUUUAUGAAUGCUGUCCAGAGUUACUACGAGGUGUUCCUGAAGAGCGACCGCGUGGCCCGCAUGGUGCAGAGUGGAGGCUGCUCCGCCAACGACUCGCGGGAGGUCUUCAAGAAGCACAUCGAGAAGAGGGUGCGCAGCCUGCCCGAGAUCGACGGCCUCAGCAAGGAGACCGUGCUGAGCUCCUGGAUGGCCAAGUUUGAUGCCAUUUACCGCGGGGAAGAGGACCCCAGGAAGCAGCAGGCCCGGAUGACAGCCAGCGCAGCUUCCGAGCUCAUUCUGAGCAAAGAGCAACUCUACGAGAUGUUCCAGAACAUUCUUGGGAUCAAGAAGUUCGAACAUCAGCUCUUGUACAAUGCCUGCCAGCUGGACAAUCCAGAUGAGCAAGCAGCCCAGAUCAGACGAGAGCUGGAUGGACGUCUCCAAAUGGCAGACCAAAUAGCCAGGGAGCGCAAAUUUCCCAAGUUUGUAUCCAAAGAAAUGGAAAACAUGUACAUCGAAGAGCUGAAGUCAUCCGUCAACCUGCUCAUGGCUAAUUUGGAGAGCAUGCCAGUUUCCAAAGGCGGCGAGUUCAAGCUUCAGAAACUCAAACGCAGCCACAACGCUUCCAUCAUCGACAUGGGUGAGGAGAGUGAAAACCAGCUCUCCAAGUCAGACGUCGUGUUAUCUUUCUCCCUGGAGGUGGUGAUCAUGGAAGUCCAAGGCCUCAAAUCCUUAGCUCCAAAUCGCAUUGUAUAUUGCACGAUGGAGGUGGAAGGAGGAGAGAAACUGCAGACCGACCAGGCCGAGGCUUCAAAACCAACCUGGGGCACCCAGGGUGACUUCUCUACGACCCACGCACUGCCCGCUGUGAAGGUGAAGCUGUUCACAGAGAGCACAGGAGUCCUGGCCUUGGAGGACAAGGAACUGGGCCGGGUUAUUCUCCAUCCCACCCCCAACAGCCCCAAACAGUCAGAGUGGCACAAAAUGACAGUCUCCAAAAACUGCCCCGAUCAAGACCUCAAAAUCAAACUUGCCGUCCGAAUGGAUAAGCCUCAAAACAUGAAGCAUUCUGGGUACUUAUGGGCCAUCGGUAAGAAUGUCUGGAAGAGAUGGAAGAAAAGAUUUUUUGUCUUAGUGCAGGUGAGUCAGUACACGUUUGCCAUGUGCAGUUACCGGGAGAAAAAAGCAGAGCCUCAGGAACUUCUCCAACUGGAUGGCUACACUGUGGAUUACACGGACCCCCAGCCAGGUUUGGAGGGUGGCCGAGCCUUCUUCAAUGCAGUCAAAGAAGGAGACACCGUGAUAUUUGCAAGUGAUGAUGAGCAAGAUCGCAUUCUCUGGGUCCAAGCCAUGUACCGGGCUACCGGUCAGUCACACAAGCCUGUGCCCCCAACCCAAGUCCAGAAACUCAACGCCAAGGGAGGGAACGUGCCUCAGCUGGACGCCCCCAUCUCCCAAUUUUACGCAGAUAGAGCCCAAAAACAUGGCAUGGAUGAAUUUAUCUCUUCCAACCCCUGUAACUUUGACCACGCUUCCCUCUUUGAGAUGGUGCAACGUCUUACUUUGGAUCACAGACUUAAUGAUUCCUAUUCUUGCCUGGGCUGGUUCAGUCCUGGCCAGGUGUUUGUACUAGACGAGUAUUGCGCCCGAAAUGGAGUCCGAGGGUGUCACCGACAUCUCUGUUACCUCAGAGAUUUGCUUGAACGGGCAGAAAAUGGCGCCAUGAUUGACCCCACCCUCCUUCACUAUAGCUUUGCCUUCUGUGCAUCCCACGUCCAUGGGAACAGGCCUGAUGGAAUUGGAACUGUGACUGUUGAAGAAAAGGAACGUUUUGAAGAAAUCAAAGAGAGACUCCGAGUUCUGUUGGAAAAUCAGAUUACACAUUUUAGGUAUUGCUUUCCAUUUGGUCGACCUGAAGGUGCUUUGAAAGCUACCCUCUCACUCUUGGAAAGGGUCUUGAUGAAAGAUAUUGUUACCCCAGUACCACAAGAGGAGGUAAAAACAGUCAUCCGUAAAUGUCUAGAGCAGGCUGCUUUAGUCAACUAUUCUCGGCUGUCAGAGUAUGCCAAAAUCGAAGGGAAAAAGAGAGAAAUGUAUGAGCAUCCUGUCUUCUGCUUGGCCUCCCAAGUGAUGGAUUUAACCAUUCAAAAUGUAGGCCGGUUAAUCACUCCUGCCAAAAAGCUGGAAGACACAAUACGUCUUGCUGAACUAGUCAUUGAAGUUCUUCAGCAGAACGAGGAACACCAUGCAGAGGCCUUUGCGUGGUGGUCAGACUUGAUGGUGGAACAUGCCGAGACGUUCCUGUCACUCUUUGCAGUGGACAUGGAUGCAGCGCUAGAGGUGCAGCCCCCAGACACAUGGGACAGUUUCCCACUGUUUCAGCUGCUGAAUGAUUUUCUCCGGACCGAUUAUAAUUUGUGCAAUGGAAAAUUUCACAAACACCUGCAAGACCUGUUUGCCCCACUUGUGGUUAGAUAUGUGGAUUUGAUGGAGUCCUCAAUUGCACAAUCCAUUCACAGGGGCUUUGAGCGGGAGUCAUGGGAACCAGUCAAUAACGGAUCAGGCACUUCCGAAGAUCUGUUCUGGAAACUUGACGCCCUUCAGACCUUCAUUCGGGACUUGCACUGGCCUGAGGAAGAGUUUGGAAAGCACCUGGAACAACGGCUAAAGCUGAUGGCAAGUGACAUGAUUGAGUCUUGUGUCAAAAGAACCAGGAUUGCAUUUGAAGUUAAACUGCAAAAAACCAGUCGAUCAACAGAUUUUCGAGUCCCACAGUCAAUAUGCACCAUGUUUAAUGUUAUGGUUGAUGCCAAAGCUCAAUCAACAAAACUUUGCAGCAUGGAAAUGGGCCAAGAGCAUCAAUACCAUUCAAAAAUAGAUGAACUAAUUGAAGAAACUGUUAAAGAAAUGAUAACACUCUUGGUUGCAAAGUUUGUUACAAUCCUGGAAGGAGUGCUGGCGAAAUUAUCCAGAUAUGACGAGGGGACUUUGUUUUCUUCUUUUUUGUCAUUUACCGUGAAGGCAGCUUCCAAAUAUGUGGAUGUACCUAAACCCGGGAUGGACGUGGCCGAUGCCUACGUGACUUUCGUCCGUCACUCUCAGGAUGCCCUUCGUGAUAAGGUCAAUGAGGAGAUGUAUAUAGAAAGGUUAUUUGAUCAAUGGUACAGCAGCUCCAUGAACGUGAUCUGUACCUGGCUGACGGACCGGAUGGACUUACAGCUUCACAUUUAUCAGUUGAAAACACUAAUUAGGAUGGUAAAGAAAACCUAUAGAGAUUUCCGACUGCAAGGAGUCCUGGACUCAACGUUAAACAGCAAGACCUACGAAACCAUCCGGAACCGUCUCACUGUGGAGGAGGCCACAGCGUCCGUGAGCGAGGGCGGGGGUCUGCAGGGGAUCAGCAUGAAGGACAGCGAUGAGGAAGACGAAGAGGACGAUUAGAACGCUUGGGCCUCGAGUCCACUAGGCCAGAGUCUUGUAAUCAAUGCAUGUCCUUAGUCUGUUAGUUAACCCCGUUAUGGAAUUUUCUGUCAACUACCAUGCCAUGAGAUGUGUACUGAUGAUACAACUGCCAUUUUAGCUACGUGGUACCAAGAUUAGCAAACGACCUUCGACUCUACGAUUUCCUGAAUCCAUGUCUAUCUGUUUACAAGCAAUAUGGAGCACCAUUCUUUAAAUACCAUUUUUGGAGAAUACAUAGCUCAGUUGCUAGGUGUACCCCUGUUAUCAGCAGAGUUCAGUGAUGCUUCAUCAGUGUGCUGUGUGCGCGUCGAUGGUAAAUGGAUGUGAGGGCGAGUACGCCAGGUACUUUCUUUGUUUCCCAUAUGUGGAUGCCAGUUACUUAAAGGAGUACAAUAAAUGAAUUUAA
This is a messenger RNA of Lipotes vexillifer (Yangtze River dolphin), 4357 nucleotides long. It is a transcript of the gene CADPS, whose product is annotated as calcium dependent secretion activator. Bases 1 to 3930 code for a protein of 1309 amino acids. Gene Ontology annotation, biological process: dense core granule exocytosis; synaptic vesicle exocytosis; positive regulation of exocytosis. NCBI's taxonomy places the organism in Eukaryota, Metazoa, Chordata, Mammalia, Artiodactyla, Lipotidae. The transcript is spliced from 28 exons. The record is from RefSeq and is a predicted model, not a curated record. Gene Ontology annotation, cellular component: glutamatergic synapse.